AUGCCAGCGAGCAAGCCGACGCUGCUCCUCGAUCUGCGCCUCACGAACGCGCCGGACGACCAGCAGCCGACCCGCUGCCACAAUCAUUCCUUGUGGCACGACGCCUUGUCCAAUUCAUUGGGCGACGCGACGCGGAGAGGCGACUCGCUACGCGCGGACGCAAGCGUGGGCGCCGCGGAGAAACUUGCUGCACCGCACGGCCCGGGGGUGACGUUUGAGUCGAGUUCGAGGAGAGGACCCGGCGCCUGGGAAAGCCGGGCGUGGCUAGAGAUCGAGGAGGAGUGGAACGAGGAGGACGAAGACGAGGAGGGCGACGACGCGGCGAUGCUGGACGUCGACGCGUUUCUCGGGCGGCGAUUAACGCGCGAGCCGAGUUUUAGCAUCGAGGACGCGGCUCUGUACGGCCUGCCGGAGGAAGUGGCGACUCCUCGCCCUGCGUCAGCGCGAUUCACGGCGAGCGACAGCGAAGCAGCGGCGCUGCGGCUCGCAGUAAUGGAAGCGGAGGUGCCAGAGGAGGAGCCUGUGUUUGGUUCUCCCAUGGCUGAUCGCGCCAUCUCUCGCUCCCUCACCUCCUCGUCGCUGCUUCCCCGCCCGCGCUCGUCGCACAUCACCCGCUCCCACACCGCGUCGUGCGACCGCCUGCCUGCAAGUUUCGUGCCUAACGUCGUGCCUCGCAGUGAAUCGGCUUGCUCGACGGGUUCCAGUGCCGAUCGGUCGCCGUUUGGUAGCGUGGCAGGCGUGGCGCAAACACGCCUGCCGUCGUUUUCGAGUGGGACGGGAGGAGCUCCUCAGCAGCAGGGCUUGAGCCGCAUAGCAGCGGGGCGGCUGCAUAAGGAGCUGGCGGAGUGGCAGCGCAACCCCCCGCACGGAUUUGUGUACCACCCCAGUGACAACCUGCAGAGAUGGAGCAUAGACGUGCACGGGGCAGCGGGCACGCUGUACGCAGGGGAGGUGUUUCAGCUGCAGGUCGACUUCCCAUCCAACUACCCCCUCGAGGCCCCGCAGGUCAUAUUCUCGCGCAACCCGCCAGUGCACCCACACAUCUACAGCAAUGGUCACAUAUGCCUUGACAUCCUGUACGACUCGUGGUCGCCUGCCAUGACAGUGAGCGCCGUGUGCCUCUCCAUCCUCUCCAUGCUCUCCAGCUGCAAGGAGAAGGUGAGGCCGGCGGACAACGAUCGGUACGUGCAGCGCAGCGGCCAGUCACCCAAGAACACGCGCUGGUGGUUCCACGACGACCAGGUGUAG
Closterium sp. Yama58-4 is the source of this 1248-nucleotide messenger RNA. The record is from the annotation of a GenBank genome assembly. Lineage: Eukaryota; Viridiplantae; Streptophyta; Zygnematophyceae; Desmidiales; Closteriaceae.